This is a messenger RNA of Gymnogyps californianus (California condor), 3737 nucleotides long. RefSeq names its product protein inhibitor of activated STAT 1 (gene PIAS1). Gene Ontology annotation, molecular function: transcription coregulator activity; SUMO ligase activity; zinc ion binding. Bases 1 to 1929 code for a protein of 642 amino acids. The record is from RefSeq and is a predicted model, not a curated record. Gene Ontology annotation, biological process: regulation of transcription by RNA polymerase II; protein sumoylation. The transcript has 13 exons. Lineage: Eukaryota; Metazoa; Chordata; Aves; Accipitriformes; Cathartidae.
AUGGUUAUGAGCCUUAGAGUUUCUGAACUGCAAGUACUUCUGGGUUACGCGGGGAGGAACAAGCACGGACGAAAACACGAACUUCUCACAAAAGCACUGCAUUUGUUAAAGGCUGGCUGCAGUCCUGCUGUACAAAUGAAAAUCAAAGAACUCUAUAGGCGAAGGUUCCCUCAGAAAAUCAUGACACCUGCAGACUUAUCUAUCCCCAGCGUACACUCGAGCUCCAUGCCAGCAACCUUGUCUCCGUCUACCAUUCCACAGCUCAGUUACGAUGGCCACCCUGCCACGUCACCAUUGCUUCCCGUUUCGCUUCUGGGACCUAAACAUGAACUGGAACUCCCCCAUCUCACAUCUGCGCUCCACCCUGUCCAUCCCGACAUAAAACUUCAGAAAUUACCUUUUUAUGACUUGUUGGAUGAGCUGAUAAAACCUACCAGCCUAGCAUCAGAUAAUAGUCAGCGAUUUCGAGAAACCUGCUUUGCGUUUGCACUGACGCCACAACAAGUGCAGCAAAUCAGCAGUUCAAUGGAUAUUUCUGGGACCAAAUGUGACUUCACAGUACAGGUCCAGCUAAGGUUUUGUUUAUCAGAAACCAGUUGUCCACAAGAAGAUCACUUCCCACCCAAUCUGUGUGUGAAAGUAAAUGGGAAACCAUGCAGCCUUCCAGGCUAUCUUCCACCAACCAAAAAUGGUGUUGAACCAAAGCGACCUAGCCGACCAAUCAACAUUACCUCACUUGUCAGAUUAUCUACGACGGUACCAAACACAAUCGUUGUUUCAUGGACUGCGGAAAUUGGAAGAAACUAUUCCAUGGCAGUCUAUCUUGUAAAGCAGCUGUCCUCUACGGUGUUACUGCAGAGGUUGCGAGCAAAAGGAAUACGGAACCCUGAUCAUUCUAGAGCACUAAUUAAAGAGAAACUGACCGCUGAUCCAGACAGUGAAAUAGCAACAACAAGCUUAAGAGUUUCUCUUCUUUGUCCACUUGGUAAAAUGCGGCUAACUAUACCAUGUAGGGCCCUGACUUGUUCACACCUGCAAUGUUUUGAUGCCACUCUGUAUAUCCAAAUGAAUGAAAAGAAACCAACCUGGGUUUGCCCUGUCUGUGACAAGAAGGCUCCCUAUGAACAUCUCAUUAUUGAUGGGUUGUUCAUGGAAAUCCUGAAGUAUUGUACAGAUUGUGAUGAAAUUCAGUUUAAGGAGGAUGGAUCAUGGGCUCCUAUGAGAUCGAAGAAGGAAGUGCAGGAAGUAACUGCGUCUUACAACGGAGUUGAUGGAUGCAUAAGCUCUUCCUUGGAACAUCAGGUGUCUUCUCACCAACAGUCAAAUAAAAAUAAGAAAGUAGAAGUGAUUGAUUUAACCAUUGAUAGCUCAUCAGAUGAAGAGGAGGAAGAACCAUCUGCAAAGAGAAGCUGUCCUUCCAUAUCUCCAGCAUCACCAUUAAAUAAUAAGGGCAUUUUAAAUUUACCCCAUCAAGCAUCUCCUGUGUCAAGAACACCAAGCCUUCCUGCUGUUGACACUAGCUACAUCAAUACAUCACUUAUCCAAGACUACAGGCAUCCAUUCCAUAUGACACCUAUGCCUUAUGACUUACAAGGUUUAGAUUUCUUCCCUUUUCUGUCAGGAGACAAUCAGCAUUACAACACAUCCCUUCUUGCCGCUGCAGCUGCGGCAGUUUCCGCAUCAGAUGAUCAAGAACUCUUACACUCUCGUUUUUUCCCAUACACUUCAUCUCAGAUGUUUCUCGAUCAGCUAAAUGCAGGAGGAAGCAGUUCUCUGCCAGCCACAAAUGGUAGCAAUAGUGGCAGUAACAGCAGUCUUGUUUCCUCCAACAGCCUGCGAGAGAAUCAUGGUCAUCCAGUUGCAAGUAGGAGCAGCACGGACACGGCGUCUAUCUUUGGUAUCAUACCAGACAUUAUUUCGUUGGACUGAUUUUUGGAGUAAAUGAACUCGUCAGAGGAAAUCUUUGUGCUUGGUUUUACUUUAUGUUAGAAACAUAGACAAGUUUUUUUCCUUUUUUAGGGAAAAAAAUUUAUGUGUACAGAGAACAAAAGUAUAUUUUCAGUUUUACUUUUGUAUAUAAACCUAAGAUGGCCUCACUGGUAAAAAUAAGAAAAAAAAACACAAAACAAAAAAAAUUAACAAAAACAAGGAGCUUCAGUUCAUUUUUAUGGAUGCUGAAGAUUUUACACCUGUGCAUUUGUCAUGUGAGUUACUUUUUUUUCCCGGCAUAGUUUGGACACAAAUGGCAUUAUUUUCUUGACAGUAACAUAAACAGGAAAGGAGCUGAACUUCUAAAGUUCAAACUUGUGAGAGGGUUUUUUCUCCUCUUGGAGACAUUUACCUUUGGUGGUGGAAUCUAAUUCCCCCAUCCCAUAUUUAGUGCAGAUUUUAUUGUGCUUAAAGCAGAAUAAACCCUACCCAAACUGUUCCACAGCAUCCCCUCUGUUUGCAGGACAGAGCCGUUCAGGAGUGGGUUUGGUUUUUUAGGAUUUUUUUUGUCAUUUCUGGUUCUAUGUGACCCUCUAUUCAGAUGACCUUUUUUUUUUUUUUUUUAAAUUCCAUGCUUUAGUCAAGCAUGUUGCAAGCUCAUUAGUGCACCAAUUAUUCGUGAGGGCCAGACUCAAUAAAAUCUCAGGCUGAGGAAUUACUUGGCUGUGCUUAUGUGGGACAAGACAGAGAAUUUUUAUAGAAUCUAGCCCCAAAUAAAAGCAUUGACACAUUGGACUGUAGGGUUUUCUUUGUAAGAACUUAUUACGAAAUCCUUUUAAAAUAACUUAAGAUCCUAAUCAGCAAAAUAUUAAGCAUGUGUCGAAUUUGUGGAACUGCUUGUGCUUUAAAGUUAGCCAUGCGUGUAUAAAUGGCCUAUUGAAUUGAGGCCUAUCUUGUUCUGUCUGGAGAAACCUACUUUUAGCCGCAGUAGAUCAAAUUUCUGCUUAAAAGUGAACUUGUCAACAAAAGGAAGAAAAUACAAAUACCAACACACUAUUGCAUGGUUAGUGCAGCUGAUAAUGGUCUUGGUACACUGUCUUCUAAGUUCACAUUAAUCAAAAUUAAUAUUAAGUGUUCAAUGUGAGUCUCUUAAACCAAAAACCAACCCAAUAAAAAAGCCCCACCCUGUAGCCCAUGUACUCAAACAUAUUGCUACCUAUUGAAGUCUCUUAGGGUAGUGGAUUUCAAAAUUCAGUUUUCUCUUUUUGGCCUUGUAAUUAUUUUGAUUUCCCUGAUUUUUCAGUACGCUUAUGUUGAACUUUGAGCCAUACUUACUUCCUGGUUUCUUUUUUUUUUCCUCUCUCUCUCUUUUUAUUUUUUUUAAGUUGUGCAUGACAUAGGAAAAUCUUUUUUUAGAACUAAUGGGUCAUUUGGGCUGAUCCAUUCUUAUUAAAGAGUGAAAUGUGUAAAUAGCUGGAAUGCAGUUUUUCAGGAGAUUCUUUAAAGUAAGAGAAGGGAGAGGGAAGGAAGCGAUUCUCUUGUGUCCCAAAGUCCAUGUCAGAGAGAGUAAAUAUUUCCUCUGGUGUGAAAAAUAUUUUUAUAACUGGUUGAAAGUGCAGGUAACAAGUUUAUCAGGAAAGAGAGUUAAGGAAUACUAAAAUUAGCAGAUUCUUGUCUGAACUUUUAAUGUCCAAAACUGUCGAAUUGCAGCUAGUUGCUUUGAGCAUUGACAAGGGCCACCUUUUGCCUAUGAAGUUGUCUCAAAAUCUUGCAUUGAUUAAAAAAGAAAAAAAAAAAGGAAAAAAAAA